CCAGCGAUCGGGCUGCCGCCUUCCCGGGCCGGGGCGAUGGAGAACGGAGUGUACCGCCCGACCACCGAGGCAGACCCGGGACCCGCCAGGGCCGCGCGGAGCGUCCUGGGCGGCUGCGUCUACCCGGGCCGGCUGCCCUGGCCCCGUCGCAUUCUCAAGAGCUCGCAGCUGUUGCUGUCGCUGCUGGCCUUCGUCUGUGAAGAAGUCGUUUCACAAUGCACUCUGUGUGGAGGGCUGUACUUCUUUGAGUUUGUUAGCUGCUGUGCCUUUCUUCUCAGCCUCCUCAUCCUGAUUGUGUACUGCACUCCAAUCUAUGACAGAAUCGAUGCUGAGAAAAUACGGCAAUCGGACUUUUAUAUCACUGUGGUAACAGGCGUUGUGUUUUUGCUGGCAUCCAUUAUUUUUACCACCACCCAUGACAGGACCCCAACUGAAACUGCUGCAAUUGUGUUUGGAUUUGGGGCCAGCUUCAUGUUUCUGGUUGACUUUAUCGUUAUGCUCUUUAAAAAACGCCAGGAUGACCAGCUGAGAAAAUCUGAGUUGCCCCUGAGGACAGAAGCUGCCACUGAACCACUGAAUGCUCCUCGCUAGCAAAGAAGCAUUCCCAUCCGCUGAGCUCUGAGCAGACGACCCAUCAGGCAGUGACUGCAUGAUGCCUAAACCCUGGCAGACAGUCUUGAAGAGUUGGUGUGACCACUUCUUUGGAAAACAAGGACUUGAAGAGCAAGAAGGCAGUUUGUGGCUAUUUUAGACUGUCAGUCACCACAAUUAGGCCAGAAGGUGUUUUGUUUUGUUUUUAACAAUAGUUGAAACUUGCAUCAAAUGAAAAUUUUUUGCAGGUAGCAAGACCAAUGUUUUUUUUUAAUCAUACAGGUCAUGAUAAUAAACUAUCCUGUCAUGUAAAAAAAUAAGAUAUUUCACUAGCUUCUACUUCCAAAAUGCUUUAUAGCUGAAUAAACAGCAUAAUUAUUUUGAUUUGAAAUCAGUUUGCUUAGCGAUGGGUCUGGGUUUUUUUAAACUUGUUUUUGUUUUGUAAAAGAAAUAAAAUAGACAAUGAUUAGAUUAUGUUCUGUUCACUGAAAUUUAAUGUAUAUUUAAGGAUCAAUACUUUAAAAUGUUGGUCUUGAUUUUUCUCUUAAAAUCAAAAUUUGCUAUCUCACUCUGCCUUAAAAUGAUUAUGAUAUCGUAGGAUAAUUAUUACUAACUCUGAUUUUACUGUAGUGUAAUAUAAAUUGUAUAAGAAAGUCAUUGGUAUUUUAUGUGUAUAAAACAUUGGCAGCCUCCAUGUUUAUAUUGCACUUUGGUUGUUGCUAACAAUAUCAAGUGUAAAGAAAAAAACAGGCAGGGAUGUAAUGCAACACAGAAAGAUUGAAUGAACUGAUAUUAGGCCUAAGGACCAAAGACAAAAAAGACAGUUUGCCCAGUUACAGUGAAAGUAAUUAGAAAAAUAAGCACCAAGCACUUAGCAAGAAGAGAUGAGUUCAUACUGUGAUUAGAAAAUGGUGUCUUUCAUGUUGGCAUCUGAUUUUUUUUUACUUAACACAGCUCUGCUGGGCCUUAUAUGUUUUUGUGGGAUCUGGUCUUAAAACUCCCACGAAUCAGUCAGUCACCCUGGUCUCUGAGGUUGUUCCUCUUUGCAGGAUGCUCCCUUUGCUGUCUUGCCAGAGUGGCCUGUACAGCCUUCAUUGUCUGGCAGAGGGGGGCCUCGCUCUGGCUGGCUGUCUACACUCUGCGCCGUUUUAAUUGCAGAGUGCACAGCAGGGUUGUUUGGGUCCGUGUUCUCACACAGCAUUGCCCCAGUUUGCUCUGGAGGAGACCUAAUACAGUGACUGUCCAGGAGAGAAUUCUGUCCAGAUGAAUCCUGGGUUAGUCAAAUUACUCUCAUGAGACACUUUAUCAUAGUUCUGAUCAUAUGGAAGAAUAGUCUAACCCUGUCCUAGAGCCAUCUGAAAAGGGCACAGGAUGAGACCUUUCUCACCAGUAGGUUCGUGGACUAGACCUUUCUUGCUUCUAAGUUUUGACUCGGGACUCCACUAUUCAGGGGGCGGGUCUGUGUCUGGUUCUUCAGUACUUUGGUGCAUGGCUCCUGGGCUAGUUUUCUAUCUGGAACAGUGGAAUCGUGUUUUCAAUAAUGAAAUUUAAUGACCUGAUCCUCCUCUAGUUUCUCAGCUGCUGUGUGUGUGUGUGUGUGUGUGUGUGUGUGUGUGUGUGUGUGUGUGUGUGUGUUUCACCUGCGUUAGCGGACCACAUCUAGUGUGACUCAGAUUGGUCAGUGUGACAACGCCUGCUCUGUUCUACUGACUCAGGACUGCCAUUAGCCUCAGCUUGGAUGGCACUGUUAGUGAUAACGUCACCACUCCUUAGCGGGGAGACUGCAACUGGUCACAGCUGCUGUUCUUGCUGGGCUUGUCAUUGAAAAGACAAACCGAUCCUUGGGUUCCAGAAUAAAGACGGAUUCAGAGAUAACCAGUUUCUGGUUUCGGAAAUUUCUCCACUCAAACUCCUAACCGUUGCCAUUUAAAAAUACCGUUCAAAUCCAGCUAGAAUUCCCUUCCGGUCAUCUGGAGAACCCCAGGAUCCCCACCCAUGCAUCCCGGUUCAUUGAACUUGGUGGACACAUCUCUAGCUGGCCCUGCACAUUUGUGGGUACAUUAGCACUGAGCUGAAGCUCUGCUGCUCGGAGGGGUCUCCUUGCUUUGGGUCAUGGGCAGCAGCAGUGGACUUUAGAGCUGGCUACCUGCUCCUUCACAUCCACGGAUGCUUCGGGUCACUCGUGAGCCUUCCUCUUUGUGCCGUUAUGCAAUCCAGGACCAGUUCGCUUUGACUUUUGUGAAGGGAAUUAGUCCCCAAAAGUUUAUAAUGGCAAGUGAAAUCAUUUAAGCUGAACUUGGACUCAAAAAAAACCCCCACUCAUAUACAGAAAAGGGUAAACUCAUUGCAUUUAAAGUGCUUUUCUUAUUAAUAACCAUGGCAGAGUUGAUUUCAUACAAAAUGUUUUAAAUGGUUCUUAAUUAUAAGGGAAAUGUGCUUAUAAUACAAAGAUUUUUAUAAUUGCUAUACUUAAAUUAUGUUUUGUUGGGGGACUCGGGAAUGUAUUUUUACAUUGUUUAUAGCCAAUCGUUUUUGUAUUUAUCAAUUCUGUGGGCCUUUUAAAAAAUCUAUAUGUCAACUUUUUUAAUCUUUUAAAUAAACCCAUUUUAUUAAAAUAUUCA
Messenger RNA from Echinops telfairi (small Madagascar hedgehog), 3212 nucleotides. It is a transcript of the gene CMTM6, whose product is annotated as CKLF like MARVEL transmembrane domain containing 6. The transcript is spliced from 4 exons. The coding region runs from base 37 to 591 and encodes 184 amino acids. Gene Ontology annotation, cellular component: membrane. The record is from RefSeq and is a predicted model, not a curated record. NCBI's taxonomy places the organism in Eukaryota, Metazoa, Chordata, Mammalia, Afrosoricida, Tenrecidae.